UACGGAAACUAACCUUAAAAUGUCAAAAUCACUGUAAAAUCAAAAUUUAUUAAAAUGUUUCUCAAUACCAUAAUUUUUAAUAUUUUAAAAACCAGGCCUAUACAAAACAAGCAAUUUCAAAGCUUAUUCCAUACGUGUUCAAUAAAUUAUGCAGGUCAUUCAAAAUGGCAAAAUAUCCGGCACAUAAAAGCUUUGAUGGACAGUAAAAAAAGUGACUUAUUUACAAAAUUAUCAAGACAAAUACGUUUAGCAAUCGUUGAGGGGGGUGGUAGCACAGAUGCUAAGAUUAAUAAUCAACUAAAUAACAUCAUAGAACAUGCAAUGAAUCAGAAUAUGCCUAAAGCUACAAUUACCAAAAUUUUAACCAAUUAUGAAAAAAAGGAUGCAAAAACAGUGAUGAAACAAGGAAUAAUAGAACUCAAAUUAUUAAAUAGAAAUGCAUUUAUUUUGCUGUCUCUAGUAACAGAUAAUUUAGCUAAGACGAAAGCUGAAGUCAACGGAGUAGUUAAGAAGUCUAGACUUGUUGAAUUUGCUAUGUGUAAACACAUGUUUGAAGAAAGAGGAAUCAUAACAACAAAGUUGCUAGAUGGGCAGACCCUUGACCAUGCUACAGAGCAUGCUAUUGAAGCAGGGGCAGAAGACGUAGAUCUUGUAGAUGAAAAUGAGAAUUACAUUCAAUUCGAAACAAAUCCACUUUACAUAGAUCGAGUUAAAAAAAAUCUGGAUGCUAAAGGCUAUAAAAUUGAGCACUAUGAGAAAGUUUUUACUCCUCAUGUUUCUGUUCAGUUAUCUACAGAUGACCGUGAGCAAUAUGAACUCCUUAAAAAGAAAUUGUUAAAUAUAGAUGGCAUUGAUGAUAUUCACGAUAAUAUUGAAUAUGCAGAAGAUUUUUAGCAAAUUAAAUGAAAAUAAUUAUCAAUGUACAUGAACUAGAUAGUUAAAUUAUUUAAAAUAAGCAAGUUAUUAUUUUGUUACAGCCGGGACUGCCCAAUUUUCUACAUGAGGAAAAAGAUUCAAAUCGAAUUAGAUACUCAAGUCAAACGUGUUGAACGGUUCGGUUUACCGAGCUGGUAAGAUUCAU
This is a messenger RNA of Ctenocephalides felis (cat flea), 1081 nucleotides long. Its product is annotated as probable transcriptional regulatory protein Pmob_0807. The coding region runs from base 55 to 894 and encodes 279 amino acids. The record is from RefSeq and is a predicted model, not a curated record. NCBI's taxonomy places the organism in Eukaryota, Metazoa, Arthropoda, Insecta, Siphonaptera, Pulicidae. Gene Ontology annotation, cellular component: mitochondrion. The transcript has a single exon.